GAAAAUAAAAAUAAUAAAAUGAAGGGUGUCAAAAUUAGUUCAAAUUUCAUUCAAACCAUGGUCAUUCUUCUAAUCCUUGUAUCAACUUUGUGCUCAAGCAUUGAAGCUUCAACCAGAAAACCAAAUGGAAGAAGGUUUAAACCAGAACAUCGUCAUAAAGCAAUCUUAACAUUGAACAGCUUUGAAAAAGGUGGAGAUGGAGGAGCACCAUCAGAAUGUGACAACAAGUUUCACUCUGACAAGACACUUGUUGUAGCAUUAUCAAGUGCUUUGUUCAACCAUAAAAAGAGGUGUUUGAAAGAGAUUACUAUAUUUGGUAAUGGUAAAAGGGUUAAUGCCAAGGUUGUUGAUGAGUGUGAUUCAAGUAAAGGGUGUAAGAACAAUAUUGUUGAUGGUUCUGCUGCUGUUUGGAAGGCUUUGGGUGUGCCUGAAAAAAGAAGGGGUGAAAUGAGCAUUUUCUGGUCAGAUGCUUGAUGCAAAUAAAUGAGAAUUAAUUAUAUCUAUAUAUGUUUGUGUAAUAAUAUAAGAAUAAACGACAAAAAUUUCUCAUUUAAAAUAAAGGCACAAAUUCUGCAUAAAAAUGUCAUGAAAAAGUUCUACUAGUAGAGUAGAGCUUUGAUUCUCCAUAUUAAUAUCAUGAAAAUCGUACACUCAACAUACUCCUUGAGAGAGAGAAGUAUAGAAGAUGUCGUGUUAGAUGUAAUAUAUUAAUGAUGUGAUGAGAAGAAAGAUAUAAAGAAAAUAAAAUUCUGAAUAAUGUAUAUAUAGGGAAUUAUUAAAGAUGUCUAUGUAUCAUUAUUGUAAGAUGAUUAGUAUGUCAAUGUAGUUUUAGCUUAGUGAUAUGAAAUUGACUUUGUUACGCUGAACUAUGAGGCAAAGUUC
This is a messenger RNA of Medicago truncatula (barrel medic), 882 nucleotides long. RefSeq names its product putative ripening-related protein 1. NCBI's taxonomy places the organism in Eukaryota, Viridiplantae, Streptophyta, Magnoliopsida, Fabales, Fabaceae. The transcript has a single exon. The record is from RefSeq and is a predicted model, not a curated record. The coding region runs from base 19 to 474 and encodes 151 amino acids.